This is a messenger RNA of Bombina bombina (fire-bellied toad), 7055 nucleotides long. RefSeq names its product ADP ribosylation factor guanine nucleotide exchange factor 1 (gene ARFGEF1). Lineage: Eukaryota; Metazoa; Chordata; Amphibia; Anura; Bombinatoridae. Gene Ontology annotation, biological process: regulation of ARF protein signal transduction. Gene Ontology annotation, molecular function: guanyl-nucleotide exchange factor activity. The record is from RefSeq and is a predicted model, not a curated record.
UUCCUUCCAACAUGGCGAGAAUAGCUGAGCUUUCCUGAGAAUCUGCCCGGUUUACUAUAGCACACACAGCCUAGCAACAUUGUGAUCCGCUGCAGCUGUAGGAGGAGUAGCAAGUGGGUGACAGGUGCAGGCCCGGGUGUGAUGGGGCGGCCCCCGCCGGGUCUCUUGCAGCUUUAGAAACUGCUUGACAUUAGCUGGACAGUGGCCGCCACUUCAUAACGGAUACUUCACAUCUGAAAGGAGUAGGAGGCCCGGGGAUUCGCUAUGUUUCUAACCCGAGCCCUGGACAAGAUCCUCGGCGACAAGGAAGUGAAGAGAGCGCAUCACAGCCAGCUGCGCAAAGCGUGCGAGGUGGCACUAGAGGAAAUAAAACAUGAAAUUGAACAACAAUGUCCUCCCCAAGAAGAAGCAAAAGCUGGUUCUAGUACCCUUCCUCCAGUUAAAUCAAAGACAACUUUUAUUGAAGCCGACAAGUACUUUUUACCAUUUGAGUUAGCAUGCCAGUCAAAAUGCCCGCGAAUUGUCAGCACAUCUCUGGACUGUUUGCAGAAAUUAAUUGCUUAUGGACAUUUAACUGGCAAUGCACCAGACAACACAACACCAGGAAAAAAGCUAAUUGACAGAAUUAUUGAAACAAUAUGUGGCUGUUUCCAAGGACCCCAGACAGAUGAAGAUGUCCAGCUCCAAAUUAUAAAGGCGUUGCUCACUGCAGUUACAUCGCAGCAAAUCGAAAUUCAUGAAGGGACUGUGUUACAGGCAGUAAGAACAUGCUACAAUAUCUAUCUUGCCAGCAAAAACCUUGUCAAUCAGACUACAGCCAAGGCUACGCUCACACAGAUGCUCAAUGUGAUAUUUGCACGAAUGGAAAAUCAAGCUCUUCAAGAAGCAAAGCACAUGGAAAAGGAACGACACAAACAUUUGCACCAUUUGCAGCACUCUCCUGUAAGUCACCAUGAGCUGGAACUACCUGCUGUGAGACACCUCCUGGAGCAGAGUGACCCGCUGUCUCGAGAACAGGAAGGGGAACUUGACAGGCACGUCAAUGAUAUAGAGAUUAGCCUCCCAGAAGAAGGAGAGUCUGAGAAUGGCUAUGAUGCUACAAGUGCAGAGAGUGAACACGCGGAGGCUGACCAGUCCACGGAAGAAAACCAUUUGAAGCGUGAAUUUGGAAUUGCUGAAGAAAAUAACAGUGACUGUGAGGAAAAUGCACAAGAUAUUAUUCAAAGCAUCAUAGAAGACAUGAUGGAUGCUGUAAUUGGAGGUGAUAAGAAUGUCAAUGGUGAAUGUACAAUGAAAACAUCUGAAGACGGGAGUGAAGGGGACACUAUACAUGCUAAUGGGAUACCUGGCACUCCCAUAUCUACAGUGUACACCCCCUCCUUGCCUGAUGAUAGAUUGUCAGUCUCGUCUAAUGACACUCAGGAAUCUGGAAACACUUCAGGACCUUCUCCUGGUGCUAAGUUCUCUCAUAUUUUGCAAAAAGAUGCCUUCUUAGUCUUCAGGUCUCUGUGUAAAUUAUCUAUGAAGCCUCUGUCUGAUGGACCCCCAGACCCAAAGUCCCAUGAGUUACGUUCAAAAGUACUUUCCCUCCAACUGCUUCUGUCCAUUCUCCAAAAUGCGGGUCCUGUUUUCAAGACCAAUGAGAUGUUCAUCAAUGCCAUCAAGCAGUACCUGUGUGUAGCUCUGUCCAAGAAUGGAGUUUCGUCUGUUCCAGAAGUCUUUGAGCUUUCACUUUCAAUUUUCUUGACGUUAUUAUCAAAUUUCAAGUUGCACCUAAAGAUGCAGAUUGAGGUAUUUUUUAAAGAAAUCUUCCUGUACAUACUGGAAACUUCCACAAGCUCAUUUGACCACAAGUGGAUGGUUAUUCAAACACUCACAAGAAUUUGUGCCGAUGCACAAAGUGUGGUGGACAUUUAUGUGAACUAUGACUGUGAUUUGAAUGCUGCAAACAUUUUUGAAAGAUUGGUUAAUGACCUCUCAAAGAUUGCUCAAGGAAGAGGAAGUCAAGAACUUGGCAUGUCAAAUGUGCAGGAGCUAAGCCUAAGGAAGAAGGGCUUGGAAUGCUUAGUGUCUAUAUUAAAAUGUAUGGUUGAAUGGAGUAAAGAUCUUUAUGUGAAUCCCAACUCCCAGACCACUCUUGGCCAAGAAAAACCUAUUGAGCAAGACACCAAUGAGAGCAAACAUCCAGAGACUAUUAAUCGAUAUGGAAGCCUGAAUUCCCUGGACUCAACUGCUUCAUCCGGCAUCGGCAGCUACAGCACACAGAUGUCAGGAACAGACAACCCAGAGCAGUUUGAAGUCUUAAAACAGCAAAAAGAGAUCAUAGAGCAAGGAAUAGAUCUAUUUAAUAAAAAGCCAAAAAGAGGAAUUCAGUAUUUACAAGAACAAGGGAUGCUUGGAAUUACACCAGAAGAUAUAGCCCAAUUCUUGCAUCAAGAGGAAAGAUUAGACUCGACUCAGGUUGGAGAGUUUCUUGGAGACAAUGAGAAAUUUAGCAAGGAAGUCAUGUACGCAUAUGUGGACCAGCAUGAUUUCUCAGGGAAGGACUUUGUCUCUGCCCUGCGGAUGUUUCUUGAAGGAUUUCGCUUGCCAGGAGAAGCCCAAAAAAUUGAUCGCUUAAUGGAGAAGUUUGCUGCUCGAUAUUUAGAGUGCAAUCAAGGGCAAACCUUAUUUGCCAGCGCAGACACUGCCUAUGUUUUAGCUUAUUCAAUUAUUAUGCUGACUACAGAUCUGCAUAGCCCUCAGGUUAAAAAUAAAAUGACAAAAGAACAGUAUAUCAAAAUGAACAGGGGGAUUAAUGACAGCAAAGAUCUUCCAGAAGAGUAUUUGUCUUCUAUCUACAAUGAAAUAGCUGGAAAGAAAAUAUCCAUGAAAGAAACUAAAGAACAUGCAAUAACCACAAAAUCAUCCAAACCAAGUGUGGCAAGUGAGAAGCAAAGAAGAUUACUGUAUAACUUAGAAAUGGAACAGAUGGCAAAGACCGCAAAGGCCCUCAUGGAGGCUGUGAGUCACGUGCAGGCGCCGUUCACCAGCGCUACUCAUCUAGAACAUGUCAGACCAAUGUUUAAGUUGGCAUGGACACCGUUCCUGGCAGCAUUCAGUGUAGGUUUACAAGACUGUGAUGACACAGAGGUAGCUUCCUUGUGCUUGGAGGGAAUCCGUUGUGCGAUCAGGAUUGCAUGCAUCUUCAGUAUUCAGCUUGAAAGAGAUGCUUAUGUCCAGGCCCUUGCAAGGUUUACAUUAUUAACUGUGAGUUCUGGAAUUACUGAAAUGAAGCAGAAGAAUAUAGAUACCAUCAAAACUCUUAUCACGGUGGCUCAUACAGAUGGAAACUACUUGGGAUCUUCAUGGCAUGAGAUUUUAAAAUGCAUAAGCCAGCUUGAGCUGGCUCAAUUAAUAGGCACUGGUGUGAAACCUCGGUACAUUUCUGGGACCAUGAGAAACAGAGCAGGGUCUUUCACUAGCACCAAGGACCAGCACUCGGAUGAGUUUGCCAGUCUUGGUUUAGUUGGAGGAAAUGUUGACUGGAAGCAAAUGGCAAGCAUUCAAGAGUCCAUAGGAGAGACAAGCUCACAGAGUGUUGUGGUGGCUGUUGAUAGAAUAUUUACAGGUUCCACAAGACUGGAUGGCAAUGCUAUUGUGGAUUUUGUACGUUGGCUCUGUGCUGUUUCCAUGGAUGAGUUGGUGUCCCCUACACACCCUCGUAUGUUUAGCUUACAAAAGAUUGUAGAAAUAUCUUAUUACAACAUGGGACGUAUCAGGUUGCAGUGGUCUCGAAUAUGGGAAGUCAUUGGAGAUCAUUUUAAUAAGGUUGGUUGCAAUCCCAAUGAAGAUGUUGCUAUAUUUGCCGUAGACUCUUUAAGGCAACUGUCAAUGAAAUUUUUAGAAAAGGGAGAACUUGCAAAUUUCCGUUUCCAAAAGGACUUUUUAAGACCCUUUGAACACAUUAUGAAGAGAAAUAGGUCCCCAACUAUAAGAGACAUGGUUGUGCGCUGCAUUGCACAGAUGGUGAAUUCCCAAGCUGCAAACAUUCGCUCAGGUUGGAAGAACAUUUUUUCUGUUUUCCACUUGGCUGCAUCAGACCAAGACGAAAGCAUAGUGGAGCUUGCAUUCCAGACCACUGGGCACAUAGUCACACUCGUGUUUGAAAAACACUUUCCUGCUACAAUAGAUUCCUUCCAGGAUGCAGUAAAAUGCUUAUCUGAGUUUGCAUGUAAUGCAGCUUUCCCAGACACAAGCAUGGAAGCUAUUCGCCUUAUUCGUCAUUGUGCAAAAUAUGUUUCUGACAGACCUCAGGCUUUUAAGGAGUACACAAGUGAUGAUAUAAAUGUAGCUCCUGAAGACCGUGUCUGGGUGAGAGGAUGGUUCCCUAUUCUGUUUGAGUUGUCCUGCAUCAUCAACAGAUGCAAAUUAGAUGUAAGAACCAGAGGUCUGACUGUAAUGUUUGAAGUAAUGAAAACAUAUGGCCAUACAUUUGAGAAACACUGGUGGCAGGAUUUGUUCAGAAUUGUCUUCAGGAUAUUUGAUAACAUGAAACUUCCAGAGCAACAGACUGAGAAAGCGGAGUGGAUGACCACGACAUGCAAUCAUGCUCUCUAUGCAAUUUGUGACGUAUUUACACAGUACUUUGAAGUGCUCAGUGAUGUUCUCCUGGAUGAUAUUUUUGCACAGCUCUAUUGGUGUGUACAGCAAGAUAAUGAACAGCUUGCUCGUUCUGGCACCAACUGUUUAGAAAAUGUUGUUAUUCUAAAUGGAGAAAAAUUUAACUUUGAAAUCUGGGACAAAACUGGCAACUGCAUGCUGGAUAUAUUCAAAACCACAAUACCUCAUGCGUUAUUGACAUGGAAACCAGCAGGUGGUGAUAGUGAUAUAUGCACGCAGUCUGAUAUGCGAGAAAAGCAACUGGAUUCCAUAUCACAGAAAUCAGUGGAUAUCCAUGAUUCUGUUCAGCCACGAAAAGCUGACAACAGAAGGAACACUCAGACUUCAUUAACAAAUGUGCCCCAGGAGGAUCUUCACUCUGGAAGACUAGGAGCAAAACUACCUGAGCAGAAGCUGUUUGCAGCCUUGCUGAUUAAAUGUGUGGUUCAGCUGGAGCUGAUACAAACUAUAGACAAUAUUGUGUUCUUUCCUGCUACAAGUAGAAAAGAAGAUGCAGAGAAUCUUGCUGCAGCACAGAGGGAUGCAGUGCAUUUUGAUGUUCAUGUUGACACCCAAGAUCAAGGCAUGUAUCGUUUUCUGACAUCCCAACAACUGUUCAAACUUUUGGACUGUCUACUGGAAUCUCACAGAUUUGCAAAAGCUUUUAACUCUAAUAAUGAACAAAGAACUGCUCUUUGGAAAGCAGGUUUCAAGGGUAAAUCCAAACCAAACCUCCUAAAACAAGAGACCAGUAGUCUUGCGUGUGGUUUGCGGAUUCUUUUCCGGAUGUACAUGGAUGAAAGCCGAAGAGAUGCAUGGGACGAAGUACAACAACGGUUACUAAAUGUUUGCAGCGAGGCCCUAAGUUACUUUUUAACCCUUACAUCUGAAAGUCACAGAGAAGCCUGGACCAAUCUAUUACUACUGUUCCUUACAAAGGUUUUAAAGAUUAGUGAUGAACGGUUUAAAGCCCAUGCUUCUUCCUACUACCCUCUGUUGUGUGAAAUUAUGCAGUUUGACCUGAUUCCAGAGCUUCGCGCUGUCUUAAGAAGAUUUUUCCAUCGGAUAGGACUUGUUUUUAAAAUCUCUCUCCCUCAAGCGCUGGAACAUGAUCGAAAAGGACAAAAUGUGGAAGUAAAUGAACCACAAUCUGCAGAGGAUAAAAAGCAGUAGGAUGCUAGCCAAUGGGGCGAAGGGAUCUUUGGCCGGUACAGUUUGCCCCCACCCCCCUUGGCUAAAAGCUACUAGUCUUUCUUUGCUGCCUGUUGGAAUAAUAUUUAAAUAAUUACGUUUUUAAAGGUACAGCUACAUAAAAUCUAACAUUCAGAACACUCCAAACUAUCUUAAUAGUGGAUACAAUCUCAAUUUCCGCACGGACCUGGAUUCUCACUGUCCAGAAAUAUAUUACAACCGUACUGCUCUGGUUUGCAAUAUAGCAGGAAAAUCUAACCGUUACACCUGGACGAUUUUUAAAAAGAAGGUAUGGUUUUUUUUGGCCAGAUUGUACCGUAGGGUAUAAAAUUCAGAUGAAAGUUUUAUAUUUAAAAAAAAAAAAAAGGAAUCUCUUCACUAAGGAGGUUAGAAAUAAGUCCUAGUAUUGCUAUUUUGUUUGCACUCACUUUAUCUGAAAACUUUGAAACAUCCUUGAGAAAAUAUAUGAUGUACAGAUGUGCUGGUCUGUAAUAUAAAUCUUAAACACUAUAUAAUGAUCUUCCUGCAAAAUUUUAUUUGAUUCCUCAUUUUAUCACUAAUUUGCUGCAAAUCCCAUUAUUUUAUUAUUUCUGGAAUGCACUAGUUGUUUUUUUGUUUUGUUUUUUGAGAUUUAAAAAAUAUUUUUUUAGUUUUCUGUAAUACUCUUGAUAUCUUUUAGCCCUAAUGUUACUGCUGCUGACUUUUCAAAGCAGAGGAUGACGCUGUUUGAAUGAACUACUUGUAAAAUAAUUGUAGGGCUUUGAAUAAACUAUGAGCAAUUUAAAAGAAAACAAUUUCCUAUAACCUGGAACUUGAAUCACUGUUAACAAGUCUGGGUCACGUCUGCGAUUAUGUUCAGUUAUUUUGUUUGAUGUAGAUUUCAUUCUGUACAGAAAUUAAUGUUAAAUAUAUUAAAGUAACAAAUUUGGCUUUGUUUGGCCUCGGGGAAAUGAAAAUUUCUGGGCAAUAUAUUACUACUACUACUACUGUGAAUUGUGCUUUAAUGGUAACAGAAUAAGAAACAAAUACAAGAGGGUCAAACAUUCCUUAUUACAGUGGAUGUAGAAUUAUUGGACAAAAUGUACAUGGUACAGAUCUGUAAAGUUUUCUAUGUAAAAAAAAUUCUGUACAACUUUCUUUACUAUAUUGGUUCUCAUCUGGCAUAUUCUAAUCAGGUUAUAGGUCAAUAAAGUUUUUGAAUUCUUUCAUCAUUGCAAACAAAA